Molecule: messenger RNA, 2867 nt
Organism: Camponotus floridanus (Florida carpenter ant)
Lineage: Eukaryota; Metazoa; Arthropoda; Insecta; Hymenoptera; Formicidae
Gene: Rpn1
Product: 26S proteasome non-ATPase regulatory subunit 2
Exons: 4
Coding region: 125-2803 (892 amino acids)
Biological process (GO): proteasome-mediated ubiquitin-dependent protein catabolic process; regulation of protein catabolic process
Cellular component (GO): proteasome complex; nucleus; proteasome storage granule
Molecular function (GO): enzyme regulator activity
Source: RefSeq, a predicted model, not a curated record
CGUGUCCAUGAUGGUGACUCGCAAAACGUCUUGAAUAUUCAUUCUAACCUGAAACCGUGAAUGAUCGCAGAGAGAAUCGUGUUUUACUUUGCCGUAUUUAUUUAAAAAAUAUCUAAAAAGUAAAAUGCCGGAAACAAAGACAGAAACGAAACCGAUCAAAGAUAUGAAGAAUGGAAAGGAAGACGAUAAAAAUGACCUAUCAGAGGAAGAUAAACUUCUACAGGAAGAAUUAACUCUGCUCGUAGAGCGUCUGCAGGAUGCCAAUACUAAACUGUAUCAUCCUGCUCUAGAAUCUUUGCGUUCACAUAUUCGUGCGUCAACAACAUCAAUGACUAGUGUUCCAAAACCAUUGAAAUUUAUGCGGCCUCACUAUGAUACUAUGAAGAAUAUCUAUGAGAAGAUGACUAAUGUGAAAUGUAAAGAAUUAUGUUCUGACAUUAUCUCUGUCCUCGCAAUGACCAUGGGUGAAGGUCGAGAGUGUUUGAAGUAUAGGCUCACAGGCUCCGCAUUAGCAAUUGGUGAAUGGGGACAUGAAUAUGUUAGACAUUUGUCAGGAGAGUUGGCAGGAGAAUGGGAUGAGGUUACGGGUGAUAAUGUCGAGGCGACAAACAAGAAACUGAUUGCUUUGGUACAUGAGAUUGUCCCCUAUAACAUGGCACACAAUGCGGAAACAGAGGCGUGUGAUCUGUUAAUGGAGAUCGAAAGACUUGAUCUACUAGAACAAUACGUCGACGAAAGCGCGUAUCAACGAGUAUGUCUCUAUCUUACAAGCUGCGUGCCAUAUGUGGCUGAUCCAGAGAACAGCACUCUUCUUCAUGUCGCUUGUAAAUUAUAUCGAAAAUUUGGACAAUAUCCACAAGCAAUUAGACUAGCGAUGCAAUUGAAUGAUUUACCUCUCAUUGAAUCAAUCUUCACAAAUUGUAGGGAUCUUUCUGUGCAAAAGCAAUUGGCUUUUAUGCUUGGUCGCCAGCAGAUCUUUCUGGAGUUACAUGAGGCUACAGUAGAAGACGACGAUCUAUUCGAAAUAAUGUCCAAUUCCCACUUAAACAAUCACUUUCUGAACUUAGCACGAGAGUUAGAUAUAAUGGAACCCAAGACACCAGAGGAUGUCUAUAAAUCCCACUUAGAAAAUUCACGACCGCCGUUUGGCGGUGGUCAGGUCGACUCAGCGCGUCAGAAUCUUGCGGCGAGUUUUGUCAACGGUUUCGUAAAUGCUGCAUUUGGUCACGACAAACUAUUGAUCGAGGAUGGUAACAAGUGGCUGUACAAGAAUAAAGAGCAUGGUAUGUUAAGUGCGACUGCAUCUCUAGGUCUAAUCCUGCUAUGGGAUGUGGACGGCGGUCUUACUCCAAUUGACAAGUACCUGUACUCAUCGGAAGACUACAUCAAAUCCGGUGCUCUGCUAGCUUGUGGCAUUGUCAAUUGCGGCGUGAGAAACGAGUGUGAUCCCGCCUUGGCUCUGCUGUCCGAUUACGUGUUGCACAGCAGCAAUACCAUGCGUAUCGGCGCCAUCGUCGGCCUCGGUAUCGCGUACGCCGGUUCUAACCGGGAAGCUGUACUGGGUCUGCUGACGCCAGUCCUCAGUGACACCAAAUCGAGUUGGGAAGUGCUUGGUAUGACUGGUCUGGCAUUAGGAAUGGUCGCUGCCGGCUCUUGUAACGCUUAUGUCACUACAGCGAUCAUGCAUACAUUGAUGGACAAGUCGGAAUCCGAUCUCAAAGAUACAUAUGCGCGAUUUCUGGCACUCGGUCUAGGAUUAUGUUUCCUGGGAAAGCAGGAGGCUGCAGAAGCGAUCAUAGCAGCUCUGGAAAUCGUUCACGAGCCAUUUAGAUCGAUGUCGACGACGUUGGUGGAAGUGUGCGCCUACGCUGGCACAGGGAACGUCCUCAAGAUUCAACACCUGUUGCACAUCUGUUCAGAGCACUAUGAGCCGAGCAACGAGAAGGAGGAAAAGAGUGAUCGCAAGGACAAGGAAAAGAAGGAGGAGAAGAAAGAAGAUAAGGAGAAGGAUCUCAGUUCUAGACAGGCUAUUGCUGUCCUCGGCAUCGCUUUGAUCGCUAUGGGAGAGGAGAUCGGCGCCGAGAUGGCAUACAGGACCUUCGGUCAUCUAUUGCGUUACUGCGAGCCCGUGAUUCGUCGUUCAGUACCUCUCGCUCUAGGUCUCAUCUCGGUGUCGAAUCCGAAAUUAAAUAUUCUAGACACAUUGUCCAAGUUCUCACACGACAGCGACUCUGAAGUGGCACAUAAUGCGAUAUUCGCCAUGGGCCUGGUCGGUGCUGGUACAAAUAACGCACGAUUGGCUGCUAUGUUGAGGCAAUUGGCUCAGUUUCACGCAAAAGACCCCAACAAUCUCUUCAUGGUGCGCAUCGCACAAGGUUUGACGCAUCUAGGUAAAGGUACGCUUACUCUAUCGCCUUAUCACAGCGAUAGGCAGCUGCUCAGUCCUGUUGCUCUCGCCGGUCUUCUAUCGACAUUGAUUGGUUUUUUGGAUGUGAAAAACAUUAUCCUUGGACGCUCACACUACUUGCUGUAUACGCUAGCUGCUGCGAUGCAGCCUAGAAUGUUGGUGACUUUCGAUGAAGACCUGAAUCCGCUGGCCGUACCAGUGAGAGUCGGUCUCGCUGUCGAUGUUGUCGGCCAAGCGGGCAAACCGAAAACUAUCACAGGCUUCCAGACACACACCACUCCAGUAUUACUGGCAUAUGGUGAGAGAGCAGAACUUGCCACCGAGGAAUACAUACCAUUGACGCCAAUCAUGGAGGGUUUUGUAAUUUUAAGAAAAAAUCCGGAUUUUAUACCUUAAUCAUCGUAAUAUUUUGUUUUCAAUGGUCAAUACGCUUCAUAUUAAACUUCACUUAUAAGACAGA